UAUGCCACAACGUACUUACUGCUAGCUUUCGGCCCGGAUUGAAACCGACUCCGAAUAUAGUGAAGAACUUUUUUGUUGUUUUUAUAUUGUAAUACAGUGUAUAAGAAGUGAACAUAAGACCUCAUAAACAAAAGUGUUUGUCAAAAGAGUUUUCAACCCUUCAGUGACUGCCAAAACAAAACAAAUAAAUUAAUUAACUAAAAACAAUAUUCAAAACAACUGCAUUUUAAUAACAACGCAAGUCUUCUCGUAUCCGAAGUUACAUCAACUAAUGAUAUCCGGUUCCUAUAAGGACACCAAUUUUUCAACCUUCAAUAUUUUUGGAUAAAUGCAAAAUGUUUUCAGGCACUUCUUUUCUGCUCACGUCUUUUAUUGUGGUAUUCGUAAUUACGGAAACAAGAUCGCAAUGCCCCUGGCAAAGGGAUAUACUUGAACUGCAGACAUCUUGCAUAUGUGCCUACAAUUUGGGGCUGGAACUCUCCGUUCAAUGUGACCAGGUGAAAUUUCCCAUACUCAUAGAUGCCUUAAAUACAUAUGCCAAAGAAAAACCGAUCGAUUUACUUUACAUUAACAAUUCAACAAUCAAGGAAUUGCAUAAUAAGAUUUUCGCAAACCUUAGUGUGCACAAUGUUCAAUUAUCCAACUGCCAAAUAAGCAAAAUUGGCGACGAUGCUUUUUAUGGGCAAGAAGCCGUUCUUAAGAAUCUAAAUUUGCAGGACAACCUGUUGACAGAGGUACCAAUCAAAGCGGUCAAGCGCCUUAGCAAACUCAAUCUAUUAGAUUUGUCAAAGAAUCUUAUUACUAUUAUACCAGAUAGAGCUUUCUCAGGUCUAUCCAAAUUAUCUACCCUAAAGUUAAAUGACAAUAAUGUUACAUUGGAAACCGCAGCCUUCAGUGGUCUCGAAGAUUGUCUUAAAAAUUUAAACCUCAAAGGCACACGCCAACGUCGGAUUCCAGAAAGUAUUCGCGGUCUUACAAGUCUAGCAUUCCUUGAUCUUUCAUUAAAUGGUAUUAAAGAAUUACCUGGUCCUGGAGGCAUACGUACGUUCGAUGGACUGAAUUCGUUAACUGCAUUGAAUUUGGAACGUAAUUUUAUACAAAGCUUAGGCGAGACUUCAUUUGCUGGCAUUCGCAAAACUUUAAGUUCUUUGAGUUUGUUAAAUAAUUUGCUAGCCGAAUUUCCAAUCGGAGCUAUACAUGCCCUGAAAGAAUUACGAGUUUUAGAUAUAGGUUUUAAUUUGCUCACAACGUUGCCAGAAGUAGCUUUCCGUGGCAACCCAAGUAUUACAUUACUUGCCUUAGAUGGAAAUCCUUUAUCGACAGUACCUCAAAAUGCUUUCGCACAUCUGAAUUCCACGCUGCGUGGUCUAUCCCUAGGAGGCCGAUUUUUACACUGUGAUUGUAAAUUACGUUGGGUCGCUGAAUGGAUUCGCAAUAGUGAUUUACAAGUCACAUCGCGUGAACGAAAUCCUCAAUUUUGCGGUUCACCAACUCGGUUUCGGGAUCGAGGUUUCUAUUCCAUACAGCCGGAAGAAUUAACAUGCUUAGAAAAGGACAUUGUUGCAAAUAAUACUAAUGUUGAAGUGGAGCAUUUGGAAUCACCAAGUAGUAAUUCUACCUUAGACUUUCUGCCAACCACAGAUAUAAAAAAUAAAAUAGCAGAUAUUAGACCUAAUAAAGACAGCAAUCGCUCAGAAUUGUUGCCAUUUUUACCAGCCAAUAUCACCACUGCAAACACUUCGACAGGUCCUACAAAGCCAACUCCAAUCAGGACAACACCUAGUUCUACAAUAGCACCAACAAAGUUUUCAACUAUAUUGUCGUCCACAGUAGUACCUAAUUCGGCAUUUUCAGGUGUCGAAAGUUCGACAUUAACAACAAAGCCUUCUUCCUCCAGCGUAGUUACAAACUCAGUUACCACCAUUGCGCCAAAUGGUAAUGCUAGCAACAUUAACUCUCACAAUAAACAAUCACCCACUUGGCGUCAGAACACUUCUACGGCAUCACCAGUUAUAACGAACGGUACACCACACAAGCAACAGCGUCCACCGUUAGUGUUGGGAUUCCCCCCUCAACGCGGCACUCGCAUCGAUGACGCUAAUGAAGUUCAAGUAAAAAACGCUUUCCGUCAAGACAAUUCCGUCAUUAUACAAUGGGACUCAGACACAGCAAACAUACUAGGCUUUCGGGUAGUAUACCGGUUGUUUGGGGAAAAGACAUUUAAGCAGGGACCACCGCUGGAAGCAAGUGAACGAGAGUUCAAAAUAAAGAAUGUACCCUCUCAAGAAUGCAUAAUUGUUUGUGUAAUUUCGUUAGAAGAAUUGCAUGUAACUCCCGAAACUGUGCCUUAUCAGCAAUGCCGUGAAGUUCGUACAGUUGCCUCACAGACUUCUAAUAUGGACAAGAUAACAAUCGCGGCGAGUGCUGCCAUAUGUGGUACAAUUAUUGUGGCAGUCAUUGUAUUUAUAGCAGCAAGUAGACGGUCCCGCAACCUACAGAACACACAGCAGAAGAGCCCAUUGCCAAUCGGGGGAUUGCCUGUAAACUGUUGCGGGCCAGCAGGAUCACCAGGGCCCCUGGGAUCCAUUGCCACUUUAUCUGCAUUCAAUAAUCACAAGCAGGAAUGGGAUCAAGUUUCUGCAUAUAGCGGUCGAUCUAUACCGCGGCCACGCAUUUAUCCUGCGGACAAUCAAGAUGAUAUACGCGGACAUUUCUCUGGCAUACCUGGGAAGGUAGGGAAUGCGAGAUCAAUAGCCGAUGGCCAAUCUCAGCACAGCUUUUCAAAUAAUUCACAUCGCGGCUAUCUAGGCGCUGCAUUCCCUACAAACUUGAUAAACUCGCGGCCGGAGCUUCGACAAUCCCGGCAGUCUUUAGCUGCCGCAUCGGAACGUAUGUCACGCGCCUCAUACGCUGGUUCAAUACAAGGUCCGACAAGCAUAGCAUCGAGCACGCGUCGCUCACGACCUCGUUCGAGAUCACGUGAACAACUAAACGCCACACAUAUACAUAACCAUAGACCUGGAAGCCGUUACUCCCAUGCUGGUUCUACGCAUACCUUAAACAACUACUGUGACACGUCCGACAAUUGGACUGACCACGACAUGGACAUUUAUAUGGCAAGGAAUCCAACAACACGCAACGGUCUGGUGCCAUUAUGAGGGCAGGCUUUACUCACCUGAUAUUUCGAUGAUGUAUUAAAUUUAGAUGAGAUUUUCUAAUGACGCGUUAUGUUUUGACGUCCACUUGGAUUGGAGCGGCGAUAUCAACCAUGUUGUCAUCAAAACCUAACAUGUUCCCCAUAAACAAGCACAUCAAGUACGGCCAUAUCAAGUUGACCACAUUAAACACAAAAACGCGCGAUAUAAACCUAAUCAAAAUGAACUUUUACUAAAUAAUUUAAGUGCUUUCCUGAUGGUAUUUUUAAUCUUCGAUUUCGUUUCCACAAAUUAACCACUUAUAUAAGUAGAACUCAGAUGAAAAAAACGGGCCUGAUGAGAUGUAGCCUUAUGCACAUGUACUAUACAUACAUAUUAUUCUUAAGCACUUUACUUCGGACUACGACGACAAAUAAAAUAAAAAAGUAAUUUAAUGAUAAUAUUUGUAACUGAACUUAAGUACCAUAGACGAUAACAGUUUUACAUACAGGGCAACGGCAAUAAUAAAACUAGUAUGUACUUUUAACAUAAAGUCGAAAUGUUUUGAGUUGUAUAGAUAUAUAUAAGUAUAUUAAGCAUAUACACAUUUAUAUAUUUUGUAUAUACAUUUGUUUGGAUGAAUAAUUAUAAUAAAACGCCUAAUAGUAGUUAUAACACGUAUACUUAUAUA
This is a messenger RNA of Anastrepha ludens (Mexican fruit fly), 3825 nucleotides long. It is a transcript of the gene haf, whose product is annotated as leucine-rich repeat and fibronectin type-III domain-containing protein 2. The coding region runs from base 336 to 3158 and encodes 940 amino acids. The transcript is spliced from 9 exons. Lineage: Eukaryota; Metazoa; Arthropoda; Insecta; Diptera; Tephritidae. The record is from RefSeq and is a predicted model, not a curated record. Gene Ontology annotation, molecular function: protein binding.